UCUUAUGUCACUGCUGAGAGCCACAUUGUGAAAACUUUGUUCGAAAGUUUCAGUUGUGUCUAUUAGGCUUGUUGGGCCACUUUGGACUUCUACUACCGUUAUGGUUGAGAUUACCUCGGGGCAGUAUUGAGCUGUCAUCAGGCAGCAUAUGUCUUGAUCGAGUCGCUCUGACCCCUACACCCCUAUCGCUACUUCUGGGUCUCCCUAUACGUUCUCUACAGUUGUCCACAACGACAAGCUUCAUUCAGGACUUUUUUGGCAGAGUUUCAAGUCGCGGAGAGAAGGGGAAAGAAGCUUGAGACGAAAUGCCAUCACGACCUGCCUCCGAAGUUACUCCACGUGCGACAGCUGUUGUAUUCUGGUUAACAGCGGCGUUCGCCCUGAUACCGUUGGGUAGCUGUUAUUCGACAGGUGUCGCGAUCGGGUAUUCACGUGCCGUGGAGGAUUUACCGGGAGCGAGGGAGUUUGGUGAUGGGGAGAUUUGGCUAUAUGGACGGCGUAUGCUGCGGGACGUGGAGGGGGAUGGUGGCGACGGGUGGUCGUCUGGUGUGACUUGUAGCGGGGACGCCGUCUAUCAAAGAGACAUACUGAUUGACGGUUGGACUUCAGACGACCCCCACCCACACACGGGAACUGGGGGUGUUCACAUCACCAGGGGAUCCCCGUCACAAAGUCACGAAUCACCCCGCAUUAAACGCCGGGCUCAACACGGUGACCAACGGAGACACUACUACAGGAGCAAGAAAGCGUCAAGGGUCGAGUUGUCUCGCAGCGCCCACCAUGACUUCGAGGAAAGGUCGCGGAUGAGGCGCGGUGCCACAGCCGUGGAAUCUAACCUGUGGCCUGGUGCUAUCAUACCGUAUGAAAUAGACGCUAAAUGCGACGAGGAUACCAAGAACCUCGUCAUACGGAGCAUGCGCCAUUGGGAGGAGCACACGUGUCUUCGGUUCAUACCAAGAGCCAAUCAAACUUCCUAUGUGCUAUUCUACUUUUCUGGAGGAUGCUGCUCACACGUUGGACGAUCGGGCUCCAGACAGAAAGUCUACCUCGGACCUGGCUGUAAUAGAUUCCGCACCAUCAUCCACGAGAUUGGACAUGUGGUCGGCUUCUGGCACGAGCAGAGCCGGCCGGACCGGGACGAGUUCGUCACCGUGUACGAGGGCAAUAUCUCCCCGGGAGAUCUUUCAAACUUCUUCCGGUACGACACUGCCAAGAUCAACUCACUUGAGCAGCCCUAUGACUAUGACUCCGUGAUGCACUACGGACAGCACUCCUUCAGUCGGAACUUCAGAAAGACAAUUAUCCCAAAGACAGAGUGGGCUUCAAUCGGACAGCAACGAGGGCUGAGUGUGGGAGACAUCCUACAGGCUAAUCUACUCUAUCGAUGCACCAACGUAGGGACAUGUGGUGGAACCAUUUUCAAAUCCUUCGGGCAAAUUACGUCACCCCACUACCCAGAACCCUUUGUGCCAAACACGACAUGUGAUUGGUCAAUUUCUGUCGGUGAGGGCUUCGCGCUGAAAUUAACUUUCGUGGAUAUUGAUCUAGAACCUGACAAGGAUGGACAGUGUCCCGGAGACUACAUUGAGGUGCGAGACGGCCUGGGCGAGCUAGGCCGUCUAAUCGGUAGAUAUUGCGGCGGCAUCUUACCGACACCUAUCACGCUGGACUCGGGCCGGGUGUGGCUUCGUUUCAGGGCACGUACCAGCCCAGUGUUCCAGUCCAGAGCUGGUUUUACGGCCAAGUUUCAAUCGGUGUCUUUUGACGAGCGACUGACGGUGAGCAGUGGGGUGCUGAAGAGCAAGAACUACCCCGACGGCUUCCCGUCAAACACAGACAGCGUCUGGCAAAUCACGGUGGAAGUCGGCUUCAUGAUUAAUUUGAGGAUUAUCGAGUUACGAAUCCCAGUUGCUUCAGAAACCGGUUGUUAUGGUGAUUACCUCAACAUCAUUGAGGGCGACACCAGCCAAUCACCUUUGAUAACCAAGCUAUGUCACUCACAGAGCAAUGUGGGUGUGGUUUCUGCCGGCGAGAGUUUGCGCAUUGAGUUACAUUCGGGUAACCCCGAGAGGCGUGGCGACGUGGAUCAGCCAACCAGAUUCCACGCUCACUAUUCACAAAGAGAUAUCAAUGAAUGCCAGAGGAAUAGUGGAGACUGUGAGCAAGCUUGCCUUAACUUGAUCGGUAGCUACGUAUGUGGUUGCCAAUAUGGCUACGUGUUGGCAGCUAACUACAGAAAUUGCAUAGACAUCGACGAGUGUUUAGACAACAAUGGCGGAUGUUCAGAUAUCUGUGUGAACACUGAGGGCGCACACUACUGCACAUGCUCAGACGGCUUUCUCCUUGCUCCAGACAACGCUACUCAUUGCAUAGAUAAGAAUGAGUGUGACGACUGGGAGCGCAACGAUUGCGAACAGCACUGUUAUAACACAAUCGGAGAGUACGCAUGCGCCUGCAAGCCGGGUUUCAUCUUAGCUCCGAAUGGGCGGAACUGCGUAGGUAUAAAGAACUGUGGAGGAGAGUACGGAGGCUACGAAGGGACGUUUGUUUCUCCAGAGGGACCACCGAUUAACUUCAAUAGCACUCUGGACUGCGUAUGGCGGAUUCAGGUUGACCCGGCGUUCACGGUCUCUCUCAGGAUUAAACUAUUGCAAUGGACAAACAACGAUCCCUGUGAAGACUACAUUGAUUUCAACGAGGGCCAGGUGCCAAUGGGAGUUCACGUGCAAAUCUGCAACAAGGACGAAGCACCACACGUCUUCCAGACAAACUCAAACACAGUGUGGAUGCACUAUCGCUCUGUCUGGCCGCAUGGGGGCGCCUUCCAGGUGGAGUACUUUACGCGGGAACGGGAAAACAACAAUGUCGAGUGUGGUGGUGUGCUUCACGCUGGUUCGAGUGGCAUAAUAGAAUCGCCCGGUUAUCCGUUUGCCUACCCGAAUGACGUCAACUGCUUGUGGCAAAUUACUGGACAGAACAUCCGGUUGCAAUUCGAGUCCUUUGAACUUGAGAAAGAGGACAGAUGCUCGUACGACUACUUGGAUAUCCAAGAUGGCGACGAUAAUGAACCGAGAGCUAGGCAUAUAGGAAGGUUUUGCGGCAAUAGAAUUCCACCGAACGAAGUGACGUCAUCUACCGGGGAUAUUUUCAUCAAAUUCCAGUCGGAUGCAUCUGUUCGAGAAGCAGGCUUCAGGGUUAUGUUCGAAGUGAAUUAAAACAAACAAUGUCCACAGUAAAUGGAUGCCUGCCACCAAAGGGAUCAGGCUACCGGCGGCUGGUUUCAGGCUCCUCUAAGUCUUCAAGUCAAGCUUUUUAACCUGCACCCUAGUUCUGUUGGAUUUUGUCAAUUUUUUGUGCCAAUGGGAGACUUUCUGGGACGAAAGAGGCCAGCAGACU
Asterias rubens (European starfish) is the source of this 3396-nucleotide messenger RNA. Its product is annotated as tolloid-like protein 2. Gene Ontology annotation, biological process: proteolysis. Gene Ontology annotation, molecular function: metalloendopeptidase activity; calcium ion binding; serine-type endopeptidase activity. The coding region runs from base 306 to 3215 and encodes 969 amino acids. The transcript has 16 exons. The record is from RefSeq and is a predicted model, not a curated record. NCBI's taxonomy places the organism in Eukaryota, Metazoa, Echinodermata, Asteroidea, Forcipulatida, Asteriidae.